Rhodamnia argentea is the source of this 707-nucleotide messenger RNA. RefSeq lists its product as uncharacterized. Gene Ontology annotation, molecular function: calcium ion binding. Lineage: Eukaryota; Viridiplantae; Streptophyta; Magnoliopsida; Myrtales; Myrtaceae. The coding region runs from base 82 to 576 and encodes 164 amino acids. The record is from RefSeq and is a predicted model, not a curated record. The transcript has 4 exons.
CGCAGAGUAUCCUCCCACUUUCAUUUAGAGAGAGAGAGAUUGUACUUCGUGCUUUUUCUUACCUGGCUCGAUUACGGCGCCAUGGGACAGAUCUUCGACAAAUUCCAAGGCAAGGAAUGGAGGCGAAAGCAAAUCAGAAAAAUUACCGAUAAGGUUUUCGAUCGCGUGACAAACAAUGUUGAAAGAGCUAGCCUGACGUUUGAAGAUCUAUAUAUUGCUGUUUUGCUUGUGUACAAUGAUAUCAAUAAGCAUCUGCCUGGUCCACAUUUUGAUCCACCCUCAAAAGACCGAGUUCAAAUAAUGAUACAGGAAUCCGAUGUCAACAUAGAUGGACAAAUCGAUCGUGAAGAAUUUGUGAGUUUCAUCGAGCGGCUAACGUCCGACACAUUUAUAGUCGUCAGUCAGGGAUUGAUUAUCACAUUGGUUGUGGCACCUACUAUUGCAAUGGCAACAAAGAGAACUACCGAGGGUGUCCCAGGAAUUGGUAAAGUGGUGCAAAAGUUACCAAACUCAGUUUAUGCAUCGCUUGUGACCAUGGCCGUUGUGCUGUUCCAGAAGUCAAUCCAGGAGGUUUAACAUUCCAGUUUAAUAUAGUAUUGGAUACCUACAUCUACAAUAUACUGAAUGAUAUUGUCGUUAUGUACAUGUUACUUGCGAAACAAAUGUUAUGCUUAACAGCUAAGAUUAUGAUAUUUAUUUUUCCUCGA